Molecule: messenger RNA, 2322 nt
Organism: Euleptes europaea (tarantolino)
Lineage: Eukaryota; Metazoa; Chordata; Lepidosauria; Squamata; Sphaerodactylidae
Gene: NAALADL2
Product: N-acetylated alpha-linked acidic dipeptidase like 2
Exons: 13
Coding region: 1-2322 (773 amino acids)
Source: RefSeq, a predicted model, not a curated record
AUGGCUUAUCAUAAGGUCAGUGCGGACCAGAAGGCUCAAUACCUAGACAAUGAGGACCUCCAAGCAACCACACUUGAACUGGAAUGGGAUAUGGAGAAAGAACUGGAAGAGCUGGGCUUUGAUCCUUUCCAGAUGGACGGGGCCGUCCACCAACAAGCGGGCACUAUGCAAAACACAGAUGUUGACCUGGAGCCCAUUCAGCCAUCAGCGUCUCCCAAAGGGCGGUUUCAGAGGCUUCAGGAAGACACCGAUUAUGUCUCCCAUUAUACCAGGCCGCCACCAAAGAGCAAUCGCUGCAGCUUUUGCCGGAUGCUUAAGCUAUUUUGCACUGCCACAUGUUUAUUAUUGUCGGGGAUUUUGAUAGGUUAUUAUGGGCAUGAAAAAUGCCUUCCGUCGCCGGUGUCUCCAGAACCAAGUCAUCCUCACCUUGACCAGGACAUUCUUGAAGACAUCAAAGUGAAAGAUCUUGCACAGAUUUUCAGGGAUUUGAUAGAGCUGCCCACAAAAGAAGACAGAGAGAUUGCGACCAAGCUCUUUGUUCAAUGGUCAUCCUACGGCCUCGAAGAUGUCCAGCUCGUAAAUUACUCUGUCCUGCUUGACCUGCCGGGCUCUUCUCCAAACACAGUGACUCUGACAAGCACCGAGGAAUGUUUUUUUCCUAGUGGACAGCUCUGUAACAAAGAGACCCCAAAGCUUCAUAGUCAAGACCUCCUGUACUCCUAUGCUGCCUACUCUGCCAAAGGAACUCUCACGGCUGAAGUUGUCGAUGUGCAGUAUGGGACCGUGGAAGAUUUGCUCAGGAUUCCAGACAUCACCAAUGUCACCCGCAAAAUUGCUCUUUUGAAACUAGGACAUUUGCCCUUGCUGUAUAAGCUUUCUCUGCUAGAAGAGAUGGGUUUUGGAGGGGCUCUCCUUUACAUUGAUCCUUGUGAUUUACCAAAGGCGAAAAACCUCAGCAAUAAAGCAUUUAUGGUAUCCUUAAACAGCGGAGGCGAUCCUUCGACACCCGGGUACCCAAGUAUUGCUGGAAGCUAUAAACAGAACCGAUCAAACCUCACUUCUCUAUUCGUCCAGCCUAUUUCUGUGAUGCUAGCAAGAAAGCUGCUCUCUUCCCCUAAUGAAGGUGUUGAAAAUGAAGCAUGCAGGCCACUGGAAUUGCCUGUGACAGAAAGAAAAGUUGUAAUUCUGAACGUUCAUACUCAGCCAACCUACACGACAAUGUCUAAUGUUAUCGGGUAUAUAAAAGGGGCUACACUUCCUGAUAGAUACAUCAUUGUCGGCAGCCAUCACAGCAGCUUACGCGGUUAUGGUGGCCAGCAGUGGGCUCACGGCACCACAGUGACGACGGCCCUCAUUCAAGCCUUGACGCGGAAAGUGAGGAAAGGCUGGAGGCCGGAUCGAACAAUACUUUUUUGCUCCUGGGGAGAAACAGCAUUUGGCAAUAUUGGCUCCUAUGAAUGGGCAGAGGACCUCAGGAAAGUUCUCGAGAGAAACACUGUGGCCUAUGUGAGUCUUCACGAUCCCAUAAGAGGCAAUGGGGUUUUACACUCCAUAGCAUCCCCUUCCCUUCAGCAACUGGCAACCGAGAGACAGAACUUCAGCUGUCCAGGGAACGAGAGGUGCAUGGGAGCCAACGUCAGUUCCGUCCAGAUGCAAGGCGAUUCCGAUUAUUUCAUCAACCAUCUCGGGGUCCCGGCGGUGCAGUUUUCAUAUGAGGAUUCGACAGCAUCGGAGACUGCAAGCUUUCUCUCUGACGCCCUUUUCCCCGAAGAUUCAACACUAUUCAAGGAGCUGGAUCCCUCCGCUCACCUGCAUGAACAUAUCGCUAAGCUGACAGGAGAAGUAAUUUUGCAAAUUGCCAGCAAUCCCGUUUUGCCGUUUAAUGCCCUGGAUAUUGCGCUAGAAGUUCAGAAGAGCCUAAAAGGUGACCAUCUAGACACCGAACAGUUGUUGUCAAUGGCCUACGCUCUGCGAGAGAGCGCACAGUUGUUCCAGUCAGAUGAAAUGCGCCCAGCUAAUGACCCAAAAGAAAGAGCUCCCACCCGUGUCAGAAUGCUCAACGAUGUACUGCAGAGUCUAGAGAAAAACUUCCUAGUUCAACAAGUUCCUCCAGGAUUUUACAGAAACAUCCUUUACAAACUGGAUGAGAGGACGCAGCAAUUUUCAGUACUGCUCGAGGCGGUCAGACACGGCAAGCUGCAUCGUUCAAACGAGACUCUUCAGGCAGCCCUGUCAACGGUCCUCAACAGCUUCAAUUCAGCUCAGGUUUAUUUCAAAGCAGGGCUCGACGUCUUUGAGGCCGUCUUGGUGGGGAGCCACUGA